Prunus armeniaca (apricot) is the source of this 2088-nucleotide messenger RNA. Lineage: Eukaryota; Viridiplantae; Streptophyta; Magnoliopsida; Rosales; Rosaceae. The record is from the annotation of a GenBank genome assembly.
AUGGCGGAAAAUCCAACGCCGCCGCCUCCGCCGCCGCUUAAUCUGACGCUAUCGUAUUUGGCUAGGGUUUCAGUUUCAAGGAGAGAAAGCGAGGGCCGUUGGAUCAUUGCGGCUGCUGUAGCUAUGGCGAAGGGGGGUUACUUCUUGGAGAAGGUUCGCAGAUGCGUACGGACUGUGUUCUUCAUGGUGGCGAUGGUGGCGUCGCUGCUGGUGUCGUCGCUCCCGGUGCUGGUGGCGAUAGGGGACAUGUUGGUGCCGUGCGUGUUGAUUUCGAGCUUCACGUGCGUAACGUGCUACGGAUUCAAAGAGCAUUUGCAUCGAUACGCCUUCAAGAGCUCGCUCACCGAUAUUCCUCUUGUUUCCUUUAUCAGAUCUCUCAUCAUUACCUGUGUGUAUUCCAUGUGCGAUGGCCCUGCUCUCUCACACGGUCCAUACCUUGGAACUGUGACUUUCUGUUCCUUUAUCUCAAUUCUUCUUCUUUCAGUUAAAGCUUGUCUUUUCACUGUAAAUUCUCAAAUAGAGGCUGAAGCUUCGUCUUCCCUCUCAAGGCAGAAGCUCCAUUUAAAGAAGUCAUGGGGAAUGCCUGUCUUGUUUCUCUCAUCAGUAGUCUUUGCCCUUGGACAUACUGUGGUUGCUUAUAGAACAAGCUGCAGAGCAAGGAGAAAGCUCAUGUUUCACCGAGUUGAUCCAGAAGCUGUCCUUUCAUGCAAAACUGUCUUCUCUGGCUAUCAGAAGGUCCCAAGAUCUCCCACUCCUUCGGGAGGAAAAACCCCAAAAAGUGACAGUGAAAUGAGGCGUAAGCCUUUUUCUACAGCUCGAGAUGAAGGGGAACUCCCAGUCAGAGUAAUUACAGAUAUUGAUAGCUUAUUCAUUAUGUGCCGGGGGCUUACUCUUCAUUACAAGCUUAGCUUUCCUGGUUCACCACCUCGUUCCUUGUCAUCCAUUGCAUUUUUGGAACCCAGUCUCAGCUGCAGCUCCCCAAAAACAGUCAUGGGGAGGCCAAAACUAGAUAGGCAUCCCUUAAGUUUGUUAUCGAAAGGCCAAAACCAUCUCCAUAGGAGCUACAGCAAUCAAUUUCAUGGCUCAUCUCUCUUUGUACCUUUAUUGGAUGGUUCUACAAUAUCUCCUGUUCUUUCUGAAGAGAUUCCUGUCUUGAGAUUGUCCAAUGCUGGUGAAGAGGAUGAGGGUAGUAAAUUAAGUUCUGGUACUCUAAAUAAAGACAUGGAAGGUAGUGGUCAGUUUGGUAUUGUUUUAGUCCAUGGGUUUGGGGGAGGAGUCUUCUCAUGGAGGCAUGUGAUGGGGACCCUGGCUCGGCAAGUUGGUUGUACGGUUGCUGCUUUUGAUCGCCCCGGUUGGGGCCUAACCUCAAGGCUACGACGGGAAGAUUGGGAGGAUAAAGAAAUGCCUAACCCUUAUACACUUGAAUCUCAGGUUGACCUGCUUCUUUCGUUCUGCUCUGAGAUGGGGUUUUCUUCAGUGGUGCUUGUUGGUCACGAUGAUGGAGGUCUUCUAGCUUUGAUGGCUGCACAAAAAGUACAAGCAUCAGUGAAUUCUUUCAACGUUAUAAUUAAAGGCGUAGUACUGUUAAAUGUCAGCUUGUCAAGAGAAGUGGUGCCUGCUUUUGCGAGGAUACUCUUGAGAACUUCACUUGGGAAAAAGCACUUGGUUCGCCCUUUACUGCGAACAGAAAUUACUCAAGUGGUGAAUAGGCGCGCCUGGUAUGAUGCUACAAAGUUAACAAUGGACGUUUUGAGCCUUUACAAGGCCCCUCUAUGUGUAGAAGGAUGGGACGAAGCACUGCAUGAGAUAGGUAGACUGUCAUAUGAAACAUUUCUUUCACCGAAAAAUGCAGAAUCAUUGCUGAAGGCAGUUGAAGACAUGCCAGUGUUGGUCAUAGCAGGGGCUGAGGAUGCUCUUGUCUCUCUUAAAUCUUCUCAAGCUAUGGCUUCCAAACUUGUAAAUUCUAGACUGGUUGCGAUAUCCGGAUGUGGCCAUCUUCCUCAUGAAGAGUGUCCCAAGGCAUUACUUGCUGCAAUAUCACCCUUCUUAAGCAGACUCUUAAGCAAACAAGACAUGCAUAGCCAAUAG